Messenger RNA from Colletotrichum spaethianum, 1902 nucleotides. Its product is annotated as putative transporter. Bases 1 to 1902 code for a protein of 633 amino acids. NCBI's taxonomy places the organism in Eukaryota, Fungi, Ascomycota, Sordariomycetes, Glomerellales, Glomerellaceae. The transcript is spliced from 3 exons. Gene Ontology annotation, biological process: transmembrane transport. Gene Ontology annotation, molecular function: transmembrane transporter activity. The record is from RefSeq and is a predicted model, not a curated record.
AUGCCUAGUACACGUUUCGCCGAGGAACCGCCUCAGGUCAUCAACGAGGCCGACCUUGAAGUCGCCAAUGAGAAGCUCGAAUCUCGCGACGACCGCGCCUCCAAUGUAGACGCAAGCAAUAGUGAACAAACCUCCUCCAAAGAGCUUGAGCCUGGCACCGGCCACUCGGAGCACCACACUGAUGGCCUUUCCAAUAAUGUCAAUGCCAAUGGCAACGGAGCCAAGCUCGAGAAGCUGGGCACCUACGACAAGUACGAAAUCAACGAGGAUGACUGCUACGAUGAGCUGGGAUUCUCCUUCCCCAAGUGGAAGAAGUGGUACAUCCUCACCGUCAUCUUUUGGGUCCAGGUCUCGAUGAACUUCAACACCUCGCUCUACUCCAACGCCAUCGCGGGCAUCUCGGAGGAGUUCAAUGUCAGCGCCCAGGCCGGCCGCUGUGGCGCCAUGAUCUUCCUGGUCCUCUACGCCUUCGGCUGCGAGCUGUGGGCCCCGUGGUCCGAGGAAUUCGGCCGGUGGCCGGUGCUCCAGCUCUCGCUGUUCCUCGUCAACAUUUGGCAGCUGCCCGUCGCCCUGGCGCCCAACUUCGCUACCAUCAUGGUCGGUCGCGCCUUGGGCGGCCUGUCGUCUGCAGGUGGUUCCGUCACGCUCGGUAUGAUUGCCGACUUGUUCGAGUCCGAUAAGCAGCAGUACGCCGUUGCCUACGUCGUCUUCUCCUCGGUCGGCGGAUCCGUACUCGGCCCUAUCGUGGGCGGCUUCACCGAGGCUUACUUGCACUGGAGGUGGUCCAUCUGGGUCCAGCUCAUCUUUGGAGUUGCAGUCCAGGCCCUUCACUUCUUUACCGUUCCUGAGACGCGCACCACCAUCAUGAUGAACCGCAUCGCCAAGCGCCGCAGAAAGGAGGGUAACCCUAACAUUUGGGGUCCCGACGAGCUUGUCCCCUUCAAGGACCGCUUCUCCGUCAAGGAGGUCCUGUCCACUUGGGUCCGCCCAUUCAAGAUGUUCCUCACCGAACCCAUCGUACUCGUGCUGUCGCUGCUCUCCGGCUUCUCCGAUGCCCUCAUUUUCAUGUUCAUCCAGUCCUUCGUCCUUGUGUAUGGCCAGUGGAACUUUAGCACCGUCCAGGUUGGUCUCGCCUUCAUCCCCAUUGGUGUCGGCUAUCUCCUCGCCUGGCUCCUCUUCAUCCCCGCCAUCAAGCGCAACAUCAAGGAGCGCCAGGCCAAACCCAACGACGACCGGGCUCAGUACGAGUCCCGCCUCUGGUUCCUCUUGUACACUGCACCCUGUCUGCCGAUUGGUCUCAUUGGCUUCGCCUGGACCAUUCAGGGCCCGCCCAUACACUGGAUUGGUUCCAUGGUUUUCGCCGCCAUCGUCGGUAUCGCCAACUACGCCAUUUACAUGGCCACCAUCGACUACAUGAUCUGCGCCUACGGACCCUACUCCGCCUCGGCGACCGGCGGCAACGGGUGGGCCCGUGACUUCCUUGCGGGUGUUCUCACCGUGCCCGCGACGCCCUUCUUCACAAACAUCGGCGCCGAAAGCGGCAAAAACCUGGAGUAUGCUUGCACGAUUCUUUUCUGCAUAUCCUUCGUUCUUGUUGUUGCAGUCUAUGUUAUCUACUGGAAGGGCCCUGCCCUGCGCGCCCGUUCGCCCUUUGCACAGAAGCUGGCGAACGCGAGAGAUGACGUUGGAGGCCGUCGUGUGAGCUAUGCUCCUGGAGAUAGACCAGCUAGUAUUGCAUCUGGCACUGACCAGCCCGAUCGCCCCGUCUACCAACGAUCGUACAGCCAGCAGUCCCGCUUCUUCGGCGAGAACCGUGUUACGCCCCGUGGUACCCCCAGAGGUACCCCCUCCGCCAGCAGAGCCAACAGCUUCAUCGGCACAAGGCGCACGGUGGCAAAGUAA